Cryptomeria japonica (Japanese cedar) is the source of this 1900-nucleotide messenger RNA. RefSeq names its product protein SRC2. NCBI's taxonomy places the organism in Eukaryota, Viridiplantae, Streptophyta, Pinopsida, Cupressales, Cupressaceae. The transcript is spliced from 2 exons. The coding region runs from base 369 to 1313 and encodes 314 amino acids. The record is from RefSeq and is a predicted model, not a curated record. Gene Ontology annotation, biological process: defense response.
AAGUUGACCUGGACAGAUAAAGCCGGUUCAGUCACUCCGUGUGCAUUACGUGGCCCGCGUAAUAGGAAACCUCCCUGCAACCCAGCAACGACUUCACCCAAUCCUAUAAACACAUCAUCUCACCAUAGAAGUCAAUUUGCAUUCUCUCUCUCUACUUUAUUUUCCCUCGACCAAAUUCCAUUUUUAAAACAACCCAGCAACGACUUCACCCAAUCUUAUAAACAUAUCAUCUCACCAUAGAAGUCCAUUUGCAUUCUCUCUCUCUACUUUAUUUUCCCUCGACCAAAUUCCAUUUUUAAAUAUCUUCUGCAUAUUCCCGACCUUUAUAUAUCUUCUUCAAAUUCAACAGAGGUCACACAGGGUCAUCAAUGGAGACCCGUACUAUAGAAGUAACUUUGAUAUCCGCUCGCGAUAUACAGGAUGUGAAUUUGUUCACCAAAUCGAAGGUCUAUGCCGUGGCAUGGAUCAAAGGCGACCCUCGGGCCUCGAAGCAAAGGACGGUCUCAGACAAGGAGAAAGGCACAAACCCUACCUGGAACAAACCCUUGACCUUCACAGUCGAUGAGGCGGCGCUUCAGCAGGGGUGUCUGGUCCUAGAAGUGGAGAUUCGCACAGAGGGGACAUUUGGGGACAAGGAAGUAGGGCAUAUAUCGGUACCCAUGAAGGAAUUUCUCAACAAGAAGCCUCCCGGCGGCGUAGAUUUCGUGGCUUACCAGGUGCGCAAACCCUCGGGGAAGGCCAAGGGCACGCUCAAUUUAUCAGUCAAGCUGAACAAUCCGGCGCAAGAUAAACAGCCGGUGUACGAGCCAACUGCCUUUCAGUACCCUGCUAAUGGUAGCGCUGCCCCAGCAUAUGGCGCCACAGCCCCAGCCCCAGCCCCUGCACAGAAGGAGGGCAAGAAUGAGUCUGUGACUUCAUACCCAGCCUACCCGCCGCCUGGAUCUUCCUCUUCUUCCUCAUACCCACCGCCAGCAGCAUACCCACCGCCGCCUCCUGGUCAGCCUGCAGGCUAUCCCCAUUACCCUCCGCCUCCACCUGCGGGUUACCCCCAGUAUCCUCCACCUGGUGGGCAUUAUCCUCCGCAACAGGGUUACCCUCCCCACAAUCAGGGUGGUUACCCCCCUUACAAUCAGGGUGGCUACCCGCCCUACAAUCAGGGCUACCCUCCUGCUCAGCAGCAGCCGCCGAAGAAGAACAAGAUGGGAUUGGGACUAGGCGCCGGGCUGCUUGGUGGUGCCCUCGGAGGGCUGUUGAUUGGUGACAUGAUUGGCGAUGGCUUCGAUGAUGGAGGGGAUUUUGGGGGUGAUUUCUAAUAAGAUCCUGCCAAAUUACUGAAACAAAUUUUGUACUUCUUCUUCUGGAGACACUAGGGAAGGUGUUAUCAUGAUGCUGGUAUAGAAUUUCUGAGCACUAAAGGUACUAGGGAUAUGAAGAUGGUGUUUCUGGUCUUCAUAAGAUAUAUUGUGCCUUGUUCAUAUUCCUCAACGCCAAGUUAUAUCAUUGACCGUAGCAGGAGUAUUGAGUAGGCAUCAACAGAUUCCUUUUAACUGGCAUUACAUCAGAUUGGGAGGAUGGAAGAAUUUGUUUUGUAUUGUUAGCAGUGGAUGGUUCAUGGUGGUAUAAGUCAGUGCAUGACUGAACUGUACGCAACCGGGUUUAUGUUGCAUAUGGUCACAUCCAGCUAGUAUAAUACAAUCUAAUCUAUGGAAAAGGUCGAUGAUCUAGCACAUGUUAUUAUGUGUGUCCAAUUUCAAAAACAUUACUGUAGUCUUUUACUCUCGCUGCUUUGAAUUUGAUUGAUGCAAAAAUUCAUGCAAUCAAAUUCACAAGCAACAGUAAAUGUCUCAUAGAUUUGGAGAUCUACUAUAAUAUUAAUUACUAUAGUCCAUAGUUUAUCAUA